AUGUUGAAAAACGGCGUCCUCACAAAUGUACCUUUUGGAUGGGCUGCGGGUGGAAACCUGACUACAUUGUGCCCCAACGGGUCCAAAUGGGUCUGGGAAGGUCUUGGAGAAUGCGCCCAGGAUGCGAGAGACAUGGCCAGCGUCUACCUGGGUCUGCUGUCAAUCCUGUGCUUCAUGAUGUCGUCUCUGCCUCAGUACUAUAGCUCGUGCAAGACUGGAAAUAUGGACAGCGCACUCUCAAUUUGGUUUCUGCUGCUGUGGUUGGGAGGCGACACCUGCAAUCUGGUGGGGUCUUUUUUGGCAGACCAGCUUCCGCUUCAGACUUACACUGCAGUUUAUUACGUACUGGCGGAUCUGAUGAUGUUGGCAAUGUAUUUGUACUACAAGACCAAACACAGAAUGGCUGAAAACAGGCGGGUUUUGCACGUAGUGGGCGUGGCCUGUGUCCUGAGCAUUGCAAGUUUCGCCCACUUUCCAGCGUGGGUCUCAACACAACAGGAAGCAAUGCCUGAGACAUAUAGGGGGCGUACACUGCUCUCUAGCACAGAUCUUGCCGCGUCAUUUACCCCAAAAGAGAUUAUUGGAUUCUCGAUCGGCUCUGUAUCCUCAGUGCUGUACCUGUUUUCCAGACUUCCCCAGAUAUAUACUAAUUUCAAGAGGAAGUCAACCGAGGGAGUGUCUUUCUUCCUUUUUGCUCUGGUCAUCCUUGGAAACACCACGUAUGGCCUGAGCGUACUGCUUAAGAACCCUGCCCAGGGUCAAGGAGAGAACAGCUACGUGAUCCAUCAUCUGCCUUGGCUUAUCGGAAGCCUAGGAACACUCUCAUUGGACCUCUUCAUUUCCGUCCAGUUCAUUAUCUACCGCAAAUCAGCAGACAUGCUGGACGCCAGUUCCUCGGAGACGACACCUCUGAUGGGGGGAUAA
This is a messenger RNA of Nerophis lumbriciformis (worm pipefish), 924 nucleotides long. The record is from RefSeq and is a predicted model, not a curated record. Lineage: Eukaryota; Metazoa; Chordata; Actinopteri; Syngnathiformes; Syngnathidae.